Trametes versicolor FP-101664 SS1 is the source of this 1065-nucleotide messenger RNA. RefSeq lists its product as uncharacterized. Bases 59 to 994 code for a protein of 311 amino acids. NCBI's taxonomy places the organism in Eukaryota, Fungi, Basidiomycota, Agaricomycetes, Polyporales, Polyporaceae. The transcript has 3 exons. The record is from RefSeq and is a predicted model, not a curated record.
ACUCACCCUCCUAACCAGAGCGUAGAUAGCAGCUACUAUUACAUCGCCGCAAGCCACCAUGGUCCAGUUCUACGACGCAAUCCCUGACAGUCAUAUUGCAUGGAUCAAGAAGCAGCACAUAUUCUUCGUCGCCACGGCCCCUCUCACCGGUGAGCACAUCAACGUCUCGCCGAAGGGGCUGGACGGGACGCUGCACAUCGAGAGCCCCACGCGGGUGUGGUACGAGGACCUCAGCGGGAGCGGUGUGGAGACCAUCUCGCACAUACGCGAGAAUAAGCGGAUUACGAUAAUGUUCUGUGCCUACGAAGGUCCCGCGCGCAUUCUGCGCAUCUACGGGCGCGGCACCGUGCACGAGUUCGGUACGCCCGAAUACGACGCGCUCAUCCCCGCCGCCCAGCGUCACCCCAGCUCGCGCGCCGCGAUCGUCAUCGACGUGCGCAAAGUCAGCACGUCGUGCGGAUACGCAGUGCCGAUGUACACGUUCAAGGCAGAACGGAGCGCGCUGACUCAGUGGGGCGCGAAGAUGGAGAAACUCGACUCGGCGUUCCCCCCGCGCUUCCCCCCCUCUUCAGACGCAAACGCGGCCGACGGAGAGGCGCCGGUCCCGACGGUGACGCUGGACACGGAGGCAGGCCCGCGCGUGUACGCGAAGGGCGGGAUGAAGGCGUGGUGGACGGGCUGGAACGUGCGCUCGCUCGACGACCUGCCGGGGCUGCGCUCCGCGUACCUGUCGGACGCGCCGCUCGAGGCGGGCGGGGAGGUGCGCGGGGAGGCGGAGCCGCCGAGCGAUGGGAGCGUCGUGAUUUUGGGGAACAAGGUGCCGAAGACGCGGGGUGCGGUGGUAGAGCGGCUGAGGGCGGGGAGGGUGCUGUUGCCGGGGGGUGCGGGGGAGAUGGUGAGGUUGGUGUGUGUGUUCGUGUUGGGGCUUGUGCUUGCGACGGUUUAUGGGCAGGGUUUGCAGAGGUUUGUGAAGAGCUCGCCUUUUGCUGUAUGACCUGUCGAUGUGCAGAAAUUCAACGACCGGAUCUGUACACUGUAAACGGAAGUAACUGCAUAUGAUGUAAC